Messenger RNA from Priapulus caudatus, 3206 nucleotides. RefSeq names its product zinc finger protein 704-like. Gene Ontology annotation, molecular function: RNA polymerase II cis-regulatory region sequence-specific DNA binding; DNA-binding transcription factor activity. The record is from RefSeq and is a predicted model, not a curated record. Bases 187 to 1671 code for a protein of 494 amino acids. NCBI's taxonomy places the organism in Eukaryota, Metazoa, Priapulida, Priapulimorpha, Priapulimorphida, Priapulidae. Gene Ontology annotation, cellular component: nucleus. The transcript has 7 exons. Gene Ontology annotation, biological process: regulation of transcription by RNA polymerase II.
UACUUCUGAAACGUACGCCCCCUUGGCAGCAUAACCAGAGACCGGUAGGGAAACCCUUACGUUAUUUGACCGACUGCCAAAAAUACAGUACGAUAUUCUACAUCUACUGCAGUAUUCGUGAGUAUUAUAUCAACGCACAUGUUGCAAGAUAACUAUAUUAGCGUCUACAGUUAGAAAUAGGCGAGAAUGUCGUCAGGAAAAAGACUAGCGAAACGAUCUAUCAUAGGCGCUCGCGUAUGUUGCCCUCAUCCCAGUCAAGAUGGCUACUUUUUCCCGUGUGCGAUACAAGCAACCAGAACCGGCCAUUCCGGACAGAACAGAUACAGUGUCAAGUUUGUCGACGGAACAGUUGCAGAAGUUAAGGAAACGGAGCUGAUCGGACAAGGUUUCAGAAGUAUUGCUUCUAUCGGGCUGAAGAAAGGUCAAAAGGUCUACAUCACCCUGUCGGGUAAAGAGGUUCAGGGGAUCGUCAUCUCACACCAAAUGAAUGAUGAGGUACUGGUGGCUGUCAGCGGACAGGAACACCCGGUUCUGCAUGUCAGCAGGAGGAUACAAGAGGUCAGACUGACGGAGAGUCGAAAAUCGGCAAGACUUGCAGACCACGAUACUGACUACGUUAAACUGGCUAACAUUCACGCUCACACACAGAAGCGAGCCGUUUCAGGCGUCAUAGAUGUGCCAUCUUCUAAUCCAAGGAAGAGAACAAGUGCCAGUUUAAGUGAAGAUGUGGAGGCAAUGGAUGAACAAAUUGCGGCCAUGGCCCUUACUAGUCUGUCGUGCAGCCCCGUUCCGUCCCACAUCACGCGAUUACAAGAAGUAGAGAUGUGGGCCGCUGGAAGCGAAGGUGGUCACUCGUCAAGUUACUCAAGUUGGGACACUGAUGGCAGUUGGAAAAGCAGCCCAUCCCCACCCUCCCGGCUUCCAGUCUCUGCCGUCCCUACACCGGUCCAAGUAUUCACUGGGAACUCUACGGAUGAGGGCAUUGGGCUCGAGGAGGCCUUUGAUGAGCCUUCAGAUGAAAGUUCACCACGAAAGAAAAGGCUGCCCAGUCGGAAGGUCUACCAGUGCACAUGGCAGGCCUGUGGAGUCGUCUCUGCCACUAGGUCAGCUGUUGAACGCCACAUACGACAUGCUCAUCUCAUGAGGCAGGACAACAGUGAUUCUGACCUGAGCGACGAUCAUGAGGAAGAAUUCUACUACACAGAGAUAGAGGUCAAUGUCGACAACAUCACGGACUCGCUACAGCAUAUGAACAUGUCAACAUCCCCUGCGCCCACCCAGAGCCACAUGGACAUGGUGCGGCCUCCGCACGAAGACCCCAUUUAUAAGGACCAUCAGUAUGGUAUACGACCGGUGGAAAGCACCUUUUCUGCUCCCGUCAACAUUCCCCAGAUACAGAGGUCCUUGUCGUGGCAAGCAUCUACUUCUGGUACAAAUUCUGUGUCACUGCAAAGUCAAGGUUAUAGAUCGAUAUUCUACCAACGUCAGCAGCAGCACCAGGCCGCUUCUCCCAAGUCUCCUACCUACUUGUGCUCUACGCAACGCAGCAGCAAGGGACGCGGAGAGGGUCGCAAGUGCAGAAAGGUGUAUGGUAUGGACAACAGAGAUCUAUGGUGUACGCAGUGCAGGUGGAAAAAGGCGUGCUCCCGGUCAUUUGACUCGUACGCAUAGGUACUUGGUUUCUUCCAGUGGUUUAGCCAGUAGGGGGUUAAUACACCAUCAGUUCUAUGUCGCAUCCUCGUAAAACUCUUAUUCUGUGUGUUUGGAUAAAUUAAUGCUCUUGACCUUUAAUCGAUGCACCACAGGGAGAAUUUCUACUACAUUAUCCAUUUGGAGUCUCACUAGAUGAUGUAGCUGUAUUUUUAUAUACAAACGCUGACAAAAUGUGUAUGUACAUGUAUAUGUGUGUGUAUGUGUACGUGUAUAUGGAAAGUAUGUGCUUCUGAUCAGGAGUGAAUAAAAACACAUUUUCUUGUUGUUUUUAUUCAUGCCUGUUCUGAUGUUUUAUGGUUUAGCCUCGUAAUAUGUUGUAAAUGCAAAUCAUUCAGGUGAAUCGGCAGUUGUGUGCCGAAUGCUAAAAAUAAUCAUCUUCAUGCGACGUAGAUGAAAUUUAAUAGCACCAGGUAGAACUGUACGUGGAAUUAUUACAUCUGAAUUCAAUAAUCUCAGUAUCACAAUGAGAUGCAUCUAAAUACUUUUGUGUGUGCUGUAAAUAGUUUGUAGAACAGAAAACUAUCUACACAAUGAUUAGCUGUAAUAGGGAUAGCUCCAAGAAAAGGUCCUGUAUAAUUGUGAGCAUUUAGUGUCAACCACACUGGUUUAUUAUCUAGUGUUUUUAGUCGUUGAAGUUGUGAGCUUUUAUGAUAUAGACGUGAUUAGUAGCAAUCUUACAUUUUAACAGUAUUUAAUACCAUUUACCCGUUUUUAAACUGCGUGAUCUUUUGUGGUCUCUAGAUUUAUUCCUCAGUAUUCCAGAUCGUUUUGAGGCAGUCAUGUUAAUGCUGAAUAUACCUGUGAACUUGUGGCGCCACUGUGGAGGGAAAAAAGAAAAUGAUGUAGCAUUAUGUCCCUUUAAACCAGGAAACUAUUUCAGCAAAAGUAUUCCUGUUGGUCUCGCCAAGAGCAUAAACCAAAAUGAGUGAGGUAAUGUGUAAGUUAUAUAUAUGAAGAGCAUUUUAUAUACAAUCACACUACAUAAUUGUAUCGGGGUAUAUGUAUAGCAAUUGCAACAUGUUAAUGCACUUUUAAAUUUGAGUGGGCUGUAAUGGUCGAUAAUCGAAACAAGGAUCUGUCACUGACUCGUGUGCAUCUGAGCAUGCAGACUCGACAAAUCGUACAGGUGGAGUCUGUACAUAUAUAAAAGCACUACCAUACAUUACAGGCUGUAUGUCAUGCAGUUGUGUGCAGUUAUUUUUCAAUGUAUUUUAGCAUAUGUAGGGGUAGAGGUUUGUAGUUAGUUGUUUGGUCAGGAAUGACAUUGAAGUUACUAAAUUAUUGCUUGUAAGUUGUAUUGUCUUUGUAUCUGUACGUGAGAAUGUGACCGGUUUUUUCUUAGCAGCUGUGCGGAGUUAUGCAUGAUAAAGUUAAGCAAUUCACACCCUACACUUGAAUCUCUCUUUAUCUUUGGCAUUGUACGUGGUUGUAAAAUUUGUAAGUGUUUACAUGUUGUACAAUGAAUUGUCAUUUCACAAAGUGAUCGAAUGCUA